CCACUAAAAAAAUCAUGUGAGCUGCUAUCAGGCAAUUUAUUAUUUAAUGUGUGCAAGACCAGAGGUGGACAAAUCACGCCAUUUCUAAAGGAAACACAACGCAACUUUCGCUACUAAAAUGGCUGAAGGGACUAUAAAAGAAGCUCUCAAGAAACUCGAUGAUCAACUCGAAUGUUCUGUAUGUUUUGAGCCUUUCAAGCAACCGAAAAUCUUGCCUUGUUUUCACGUAUUUUGCUCCCCAUGUCUGGAGAAAGUAGUGACCAAGGAUGGAAGCUCCUUGAAGUGUCCAUUCUGUCGAAACACUGUCCCACUGACAAAAAGGGGAGUAGCUGGACUGCAAUCAGAUCUCAAAACUGACCAGUUGGUUGAGUUACAAGACGCAUUUAAAAAAGUUAAACUUGCCCCUACUCAAAAUGAUGAUCAAGACGACCAGGUUCAAAGUGAAGAUCAAGACGAUCAGUACCCAAGUGACGAUCAAGAUAACCAGUACCAAAGUGACGAUCAAGACGACCAGGGUCAAAGUGAAGAUCAAGACGAUCAGUACCCAAGUGACGAUCAAGAUGACCAGUACCAAAGUGACGAUCAAGACGACCAGGGUCAAAGUGAAGAUCAAGACGAUCAGUACCCAAGUGACGAUCAAGAUGACCAGUACCAAAGUGACGAUCAAGACGACCAGAGUCAAAGUGAAGAUCAAGACGAUCAGUACCCAAGUGACGAUCAAUAUGAUCAGGACCAAAGUGACGAUCAAGACGACCAGUACCAAAGUGACGAUCAAGACGACCAGUACCAAAGUGACGAUCAAUAUGAUCAGGACCAAAGUGACGAUCAAGACGACCAGUACCAAAGUGACGAUCAAGACGAUCAGUACCAAAGUGACGAUCAAUAUGAUCAGGACCAAAGUGACGAUCAACAUGACCAGUACCAAAGUGACGAUCAAGACGAUCAGUACCAAAGUGCCGAUCAAGACGAUCAGUACCAAAGUGACGAUCAGAACCAAAGUGACGAUCAAGACGACCAGGGUCAAAGUGACGAUCAAGACGAUCAGAAUCAAAAUGAUUAUGAAGACGACCAGGACUAUGAGCGGCACGCUCAAAGUGACUAUGAAGACGACUACACUCAAAGUGACGAUGAUUAACAGCUAUAAUUAUUCCAGGCUAAUUAAACAAAAAAUGCACUUAUUUGCCUGAUAAGUGCAUAGUGCACGACUGCCCAUUUGUAUAACACAUCCUGAUCCACACAACUAUCUCCACCCCCUAGUGACUCUCCUCAUUCAUGCAACCACACUCACUGACCUCCCUCCUGAAGAAAGUGACGAUGAAUACUAUAUGUACAAUGUAAUCACAACUGUCUUACAAACUUUAGUUUUCGUAUAAAGUGCACAAUGCUCGACUGCACACAGUCGCACAGGCAGUACCAGUGUGGAUUAAAGCACACCGUAUGCUAAAAAGUAUACAUGAAUACCUGUGUUAAUAAUUACC
Halichondria panicea is the source of this 1478-nucleotide messenger RNA. Its product is annotated as germ cell nuclear acidic protein-like. The transcript has 2 exons. Bases 119 to 1135 code for a protein of 338 amino acids. NCBI's taxonomy places the organism in Eukaryota, Metazoa, Porifera, Demospongiae, Suberitida, Halichondriidae. Gene Ontology annotation, molecular function: ubiquitin protein ligase activity; metal ion binding. The record is from RefSeq and is a predicted model, not a curated record.